AUGGCCACCGUCACACCGUCCGCCCUGGCCAGGGUGCCGCAGCACUCGCCUGCCUCUGCCAACGCCAGGAUCACCGAGCGCGCCAUCAAGAGCGUGAAGGAGGCUGCCAAGAUGUCGGAGGAGGAGCUGACCACGAGGAUCGGCGGGCUGCAGCGCGAGUGGGAUAUUGAGCGUAUCCUGGAGUUCAACACCGGCUGCUUCACGCUGCUGGGCCUGCUGCUGGCCCACUGGGUGCACCCCAACUGGCUCGCCCUCGCCAUCGCCGUGCCCUUCUUCCUCGUCCACCACGCUGUGCUAGGCGCGGCAGCGCUGCCCGGCUUGGAGAUCCAGGAUGAGGCGGCCGCGCUGCGUGCGCUGCGGGGUGACUACGCCGAGAUGUGCCAGCAUGCCGGGGUCAAGCAGGGCCUGCUAGACCACAUGCUGAAGAACAAGCAGUACCAAGGCAGGUUCAUCGGUACCGCCGUCGCCAAGGCGGCCAGGGCGGCAGAGGAGUGA
This is a messenger RNA of Chlorella variabilis, 495 nucleotides long. RefSeq lists its product as hypothetical. The transcript has 4 exons. Bases 1 to 495 code for a protein of 164 amino acids. The record is from RefSeq and is a predicted model, not a curated record. NCBI's taxonomy places the organism in Eukaryota, Viridiplantae, Chlorophyta, Trebouxiophyceae, Chlorellales, Chlorellaceae.